Molecule: messenger RNA, 837 nt
Organism: Microsporum canis CBS 113480
Lineage: Eukaryota; Fungi; Ascomycota; Eurotiomycetes; Onygenales; Arthrodermataceae
Product: synaptobrevin
Exons: 4
Coding region: 1-837 (278 amino acids)
Biological process (GO): endoplasmic reticulum to Golgi vesicle-mediated transport; vesicle fusion
Cellular component (GO): late endosome membrane; Golgi apparatus; ER to Golgi transport vesicle membrane
Molecular function (GO): SNARE binding; SNAP receptor activity
Source: RefSeq, a predicted model, not a curated record
AUGUCUAUCUACAACCCAUACCUUUGGUGUCUUCAUUGUGCGGAGUUGACAAUAUUCGCUCUCUCGUGUCCACACUUGGCCUUAUACCUAACCACUGUGUUUCAGAAUUCUCUUUUUAAUGCUGCGCUGAAACAAUCAGCUGCGGUCCGCCGCGACCUUGACGCCUUCGCGGAAGCUCCAACCAGCGGCCCUGCGGCUCUACAAGGACAGAUAUCGGCAUCUCUCACCUCCUUUUCACGGACCAUAGACGACUACUCGUCACUGUCCAAGAAGGAGCUCAUACCUGCAAAACAAGAGAAAGCCUUUGAGCGGGUAAAGAACUUUAGAACUGAGCUAGCAGACUAUAGGUUGCAGUUUGACCGGUUGCGCAAGGAGAGAGAAGAAGCUCAAGUUACUGCAAACAGAAACGAACUACUCGGCCGUCGGCCCCAUCACGCUGCCACGCCUGAGAACCCAUACGCCCAAUCUAGCCUGCCUGCUCAACCCUCAGCAUUUGCCAGCCCGCAUCGCCAACAUGGACUUAGCUUUGGCACAUCACCCUCGGACUACAAUCGAGAAACACACGCUCUACGAGAACAGUCUUUUCUGGCCAACACGAACAACCAGAUAGAUGAGUUCCUCGACAGAGGCCGAGCUGUCUUGGCAGACCUCGGCCAGCAGCGUGAAAUGCUAAAGGGGACGCAACGGAGACUGUACAGUGUCGCCAAUACUCUGGGCGUGAGCGGCGAUACGAUACGGAUGAUCGAGAGGAGGGCUAAACAAGAUAAAUGGAUAUUCUGGGCGGGGCUUGCCAUCUUCAUCUUGUUCUGCUGGGCAGUCCUCCAUUUCCUUCGAUGA